Messenger RNA from Thunnus maccoyii (southern bluefin tuna), 2431 nucleotides. RefSeq names its product rho-related GTP-binding protein RhoB. Gene Ontology annotation, biological process: small GTPase-mediated signal transduction. The transcript has a single exon. The record is from RefSeq and is a predicted model, not a curated record. Bases 230 to 820 code for a protein of 196 amino acids. NCBI's taxonomy places the organism in Eukaryota, Metazoa, Chordata, Actinopteri, Scombriformes, Scombridae. Gene Ontology annotation, molecular function: GTP binding; GTPase activity.
CCUCCCUAUUUCCGAUUGGGUUGCUAUAUUUAGGAAACCACCCUGCGCUUUAUAAAGAGAUCGCAGUGGUUUCUGGUUAAGGUUGUGUAGUUGAGAGUCAGGAGCGGCUGUCGGGAACAAGCCUGUUUAGUCUCAUUCAGAGUAUUUAGGCUGAGAGAAGCGGACACAGCUGGUACUUUUGUCUUUUGGAGGCUACAUGUGAGCGAGAGGCAAUAGGGAAAAGGCAGACAUGGCAGACAUACGUAAGAAACUUGUCGUGGUGGGGGACGGCGCAUGUGGGAAAACAUGUCUACUCAUUUUAUUCAGCAAAGACGAGUUUCCCGAGGUCUAUGUCCCGACUGUGUUUGAGACAUAUGUUGCGGACAUAGAAGUGGACAACAAGCAGGUCCAGCUGGCUUUGUGGGACACAGCUGGACAAGAGGACUACGACCGGCUGCGCCCCUUGUCCUAUCCGGACACCGAUGUCAUUCUGAUGUGCUUCUCCGUGGACAGCCCGGACUCGUUGGAAAACAUCCCUGAAAAGUGGGUCCCUGAAGUCAAACACUUUUGUCCGAAUGUACCCAUUAUAUUAGUGGCCAACAAGAAAGAUUUACGCAACGACGAGAACGUAAAGAACGAGCUGUCCCGACUGAAGCUGGAGCCAGUGAAAGCAGAGGAUGGCCGGGCGAUGGCCAUGCGCAUUGGCGCAUAUGACUAUUUGGAGUGCUCUGCCAAAACCAAGGAGGGCAUCUGGGAAGUGUUUGAGACUGCAACACGGGCAGCCUUACAAAAACGAAAAACGCCAUCAGGUAGUUGUCUCAAAUGCUGUGUUUUGAUGUGAAUCGACGCUGUCUAGAGAACUGUAACGCACAGCCAAGACGUUUCCACCGCCGGGAUUUGUCUGAACAUGUAAGGGCAGUGACCAUGGUUUUGAUACUCCCUCCUCGUAUUCGACCUUGGUUGAACCAAAACGAAUGACUAAGAAGUUCUUUUGAACACGCAGACGAUAACCAUCUGAUAUCGGGGUGUGUGGAAAUGCACUGGUUACAGCAUGUUCUUGGGUCACAUGAUCCCAGUCUGAUUGGUGGAGGGGUAAAAAGGACAAACCACUACAUUUCAGUGGAGGCCUUAUUCACCCCCUCUAAUGUGGCCAAGGCCUCUCCAAAGGCCUGCUUUCGAGACAACAUUUCAAUUGCUCACUUAUUGUGUUUCAAAGUGUUUGCAUAGGCCACUUGCCUUUCUGCCAAGGUUAUACUUUGUAAUAAGCAAAGCAGUACACUUGCACUCGUUAUUUAUGUCCACCUUGUAUUGUAAACAACUGUAUUAAGUUUGGGAAAUUGCACAGCAUCUGGACACUGCAGUAAUUCACAGAAAGUUUUUUUUUUUAUAUAUAAAAGUACGAGUCAGUGAAAGGAUGCCCAUGGGGUUCUGUAUAGUUUCUUCUGAUGUUUUACAUGUUUUGUUUUUUUUAAAUAAAUACAUCGCUUAAGUUUACAGUUAAUGGCAGGUUAUGUCUCAAGUUUGUCAGCUGGAACCCCAUCCAAAAAGUAUGUUUUUGACUCCACAGUAUUAACUUCCUAGUUUAAUAUUUGUUUUGCAAGUUUUCAGAUAGAUAAUCUGUUGCAGUUCAGUGCACAAACAGUAUGUGUCACCAGAAAUAUCCUUUUAAAGUUUGCUAAGCAUGCUUCUAUCCCACAUUUUAUGCUUGUUGGUGGCUAUACAGUGACUAGUUUUGGGAGGACAAUGAUGAAGUAGCUGCUUUUUGAACAUGGCUUAUGAAACAAUGGUUUUAUUGAAGCACAUACUGUACACUAUGUUUCUGAACACUGCACUCAUGGUCUAGCUAUUUCAGAGGCUGACACAUUUCAGCUGUGUCAAAGACUUGGAAGACCUGCUUGACAUUUUCUAUUUAGGUACAGCGUAAUUUACAGUUAUGUGGGUGAUAUUUCCAGAGAAGAUUGAACACUGGCGUGUGAGUGCUUUGCUCAAUGAAACAAGUUGUUUUAGAAAGAGUUGUGAAAAGAAAGGUGGGCUAUGUCACAGCUCUAUGAGCCACUAGCACACACUCAUAUGGGAUUAAGCCAUCUGAUGGCAAUUGACAACUUUGAUGGAAAUGUAUCAUGAUAUGUUAUUAUAACCACAAACUUAUAAUAAUUACACAAACUUUAGCAAAAGGGUAUCCCUUUGACUGAGACAAUAGACAAAAACUAAUGUGAAGUAUUAAUGUUUUUUGAAGCUGUAAAAUGUUUGUUUACAGCAGUAAAACUGAAUUAUGAUUGGUUGAUAAAUACAUGAAUACUAAUUUUCAAAUGCAUUGUCUUUCAUUAUGACUGUGAAUGUACCUCAAAUUUAUUGGGUAUAAAAUAUUUUUGGGGCUUGAAAGUUUGUGACAGAAAUCAGUGUUUCUGAGUAAAUUUUCCAUACUUGUGGAAUAAAUUCAGCUCAUGUUUGA